This is a messenger RNA of Rotaria sp. Silwood1, 597 nucleotides long. The record is from the annotation of a GenBank genome assembly. NCBI's taxonomy places the organism in Eukaryota, Metazoa, Rotifera, Eurotatoria, Philodinida, Philodinidae.
AUGAGAGGAUUAUCAGCCACUGUUAUUGCUAAUAGAGCACAUGAUCUUAUGCUGGAUUAUAUUAAAGGAGCUACACAAGGUUUAUCAAAGAUGAGCAUCAAUAGAAUUCGUUGUGCUUCUAUUGAAAAAGGUGAAUGGGUUGCUCUUGAAGCAUUUGAAAAUGUUGCAUCAGAGCAACAAAAUAUCUAUGCAAAAACCUUCUGUAAAUCAGCAUUGAAGAUCUAUCUAAAGAAAAAGAAAAAUUUUGAUUUAGUUGCUGCACAUAUAUCAUAUGAUAUAAUACCGAAAAUCUUACCACAAUGUGAUGUUUUUAACCUUCCAAUGGAUGAAAAUUCACUUUCUAGUGAACAAGUCCAUAAGAAUAAAGAAAACAUGCAUAAAUUGUCAAGAGAUUUUCGUCUUAAAGCAACAGAACUCUAUUUGAAAAUCGUUCAGGAAGAAUUUGAAUUUCAAAAAGAAAGAUUAGAAAAACUUCUUGGAGAUUUUCCACAAGAUAGUAAUGAAGUACCAUUAACACAAACUGCUGAUGAUGAAGAACCUUUUGAUGAUGAUGAGGAAAAUCGUAAUAAUAAGAACGAUGACGAAAUAGAAGUAUAA